GAAGUAUCUGAUGAAUUAUUUAUUGUUGCUGACAAAUUUCAUGAAAAUACAUCUAAUUCAUUACAAGAUAAUAGACUGUUGAAUUAUUUAAAUACUAUUAUUAAUGAAAACCAAAAAUUGAUAUAUGAAACUCUUCAUAGUGUUUACAAAGUAGCUUUGCAGAUAGCUUUAUUAAAUAAGUCAAGGUUACAUCAUCUUAUCAAGAUCUUGCAAGAAUUUGCAGAUGAAAAUAAUGAAUCUUCUAAUAAUGAAUUUAGUCAAAAUGACUUCUCAAGUAAUAAAGAAAGUGUUGAUUCUUACUUGCCUCAUUUACAGAAUUCAAAAAGAAGGCAUGGUAAAGGAAGACCUUUAGACAUAA
Messenger RNA from Racocetra fulgida, 358 nucleotides. The record is from the annotation of a GenBank genome assembly. Lineage: Eukaryota; Fungi; Glomeromycota; Glomeromycetes; Diversisporales; Gigasporaceae.